GACUGGAGAGAUCAAAAGUCGAGACUUGGAAGAGUCAUGGAACAACAGGAGUCCGCCUCAGCCUCUGCUCUUCAUCUUGAUGUGGGUAAUACCUCCUCCUCUGCUCUUCAUUUCGAUGUGGGUGAUACCUCAUUGUCAUCACUGAUUCAUCACGACUCUGAUGAUCAUGAAGCUGAGAUUUGUAUCGAUCCGACGAUGAUUACAGAUGCCAAAUACGCAGAAGAAUUGCAGUUCCAAGAGGUUAUAAUGGCGUCGUCUACUUUCAUUUCCCAAUCAAUGAACAACAUCGCUUCGUGUUCCUCAUCAACUCUGACAACCCAAGCAACCCAAGCAGUCCCAACCAGUGCAACCCAUGAAGUGCUUGACCCAGAAGCCGAUGUUUCAUCCCAAACCCUCUGUGGGAUUUGUGUUGAAGCCAAAGAGAGUGACCAGAUGUUCUCAAAUGAAAGCUGUGCUCACUCCUUCUGCUCAGAUUGCAUAACCAAACAAGUUGCGGCGAAACUUGGCGAGAGCAUUCACAUGGUUUCCUGCCCCGGAUUGGAUUGCAAAGCAGUCCUCACACUUGAGAAUUGUACCGCAAUUCUCCCCAAAUUGGUUCUCGAAAGGUGGAAUGAGGCCCUAUGUGAAGCUUUGGUUCUGGGUUCUCAGAAACUCUACUGCCCUUUUAGUGAUUGCUCAAUGAUGUUGGUGAUUGAUAAUGAAGGGGAGAGUGUGAGAGAGUCAGAGUGCCCUGCUUGCCAUAGACUGUUCUGCGCUGCGUGCCGGGUUCCGUGGCAUUCUGGGGUUGAUUGUGAGGAGUUUCAGAGGCUUAAUGAGGACGAGAGAGGGAGGGAAGAUCUUAUGGUGAAUCAGCUUGCCAAGGAGAAGAGUUGGAGGAGGUGCCCCAGGUGCAAGUUUUAUGUGGAGAAGACUGAAGGCUGUUUGCACAUUACUUGCAGGUGCCAUUUUCAGUUCUGUUAUGGCUGCGGAGCAGAAUGGACAAGUAACCAUGGUGGUUGCCUGUCUCAGUGCAGCAGGAAUUAAUCAAUGAGUGAGGAGGCAGCCACAAUAUAUAUAUAUAUAUAGUUAUGUUUCUGUUGGCCUCCAUAUAUAGUUGUGCUAGUAGAUCUUUCUUCAGGAUGUCCUUGAAAACUUGAUUUAAUCCCUGCAGAAGAAUACUCUGCCCUAAACCUUGGUGCUUUUUUAUCCCUAUUAUGUACGUAACAUUCUAGCGAAUAUUGUUUUUCAUCCAACAAUUUUGUAUUUGCUUUAUUUAAAUGAUGGAAAUCGGAGAAGAGAAGAACAUGAACUACA
This is a messenger RNA of Fragaria vesca subsp. vesca, 1293 nucleotides long. RefSeq lists its product as uncharacterized. Gene Ontology annotation, molecular function: zinc ion binding; ubiquitin conjugating enzyme binding; ubiquitin protein ligase activity. Bases 37 to 1023 code for a protein of 328 amino acids. NCBI's taxonomy places the organism in Eukaryota, Viridiplantae, Streptophyta, Magnoliopsida, Rosales, Rosaceae. Gene Ontology annotation, cellular component: ubiquitin ligase complex; cytoplasm. The transcript is spliced from 2 exons. Gene Ontology annotation, biological process: ubiquitin-dependent protein catabolic process; positive regulation of proteasomal ubiquitin-dependent protein catabolic process; protein polyubiquitination. The record is from RefSeq and is a predicted model, not a curated record.